UUCUUCCCCGCCAUCUCUUCAUCUCUUCCUCUCAGUGAAAGCCAUGGCCUCACUCAGCCUUGCGGAGCGAAAAGCCUUCGACGACACCAAGGCUGGCGUUAAAGGCCUCGUGGACGCCGGCAUUACCGAAAUUCCUCAUUUCUUCCGCCACCCGCCUGGUGUUAUAGAAGUUCCUCAGCCGGCGUCUGCUGUCAAGGCAGAGAUUCCGGUCAUCGAUCUCGGCAUAAUCAACGGAGGCUCGAUGGGGCGGGACAAAGUGGUGGAGCUCGUGAGAAUGGCGUCGGAGACAUUUGGUUUCUUCCAGGUAGUGAAUCACGGGAUUCCUCCGGCUGUGCUGGACGAGAUGCUGGAAGGCGUCAGAAGAUUUAACGAGCAGGAGUUGGAGGCAAAGAUGAAACAUUACGUGCGCGAUCAGAAAAGUCCUGUGUUCUUUAAUAGUAAUUUCGAUCUGUACCAAUCUAAGGUGGCCAAUUGGAGGGACACUCUCUUCUGCACAAUCAAGCCGGAAGCCGCCGCCAGGCCGAAUGACAUUCCGGAAAUUUGCAGAGAUAUAAUUAUGGAAUACGGAAGUCACGUCCAAAGGUUAGGACAUCUUCUAUUUGAGCUGCUAUCAGAAGGACUUGGGCUGGAAACGCAACGUUUGAAUGAUUUGGAUUGCGGGGAAGGAUUGUCACUUUUGUGCCACUAUUAUCCACCAUGCCCUCAGCCAGAGUUGGCUAUUGGGAUAAGCAAACAUGCGGAUCCUGACUUCUUAACUGUUGUUCUUCAAGAUAGUAUUGGUGGAUUAGAAGUUCUUUAUGAGAAUCAGUGGGUUGAUGUCCCCCCAAUUCAUGGAGCUCUUGUUAUUAACAUUGGUGAUCUUGUACAGCUGAUCACUAAUGAAAAAUUCAAGAGCGUUGAACACAGAGUACGUACAAGCAAGAUCGGCCCGAGAGCCUCGGUUGCGUGUUUCUUCUCCACACACUACUGCCCAUCUGAGAGGACUUAUGCCCCAAUAAAAGAGUUAUUAUCAGCGACAGACCCUCCUAAAUACAAAGAAGUUAUUGUAAGUGAAUACGAGCAUUAUUCUAGAUCAAAAGGACUUGAUGGUAUAUCUGCAUUGGACAAAUUUAGAAUAUGAUCAGUUAUCAAAUAUGUGACCUAAAUGUGUGGUCAUGUGGAAACUUUAAUAAUGUUAUGAGAUUAUUAAUAAAUGAGUUGUGUCCUUUUAAUGGUAAGUCUGCAUUGGUCAAAUUUAGGUUUUGAGCAAUUAGCAGAUAUGUCAUUUAAAUGUGUGGUCUUGUGGAGACUUUAAUAAUGUUAUGAGAUUAUUAAUAUAUGAGUUGU
Messenger RNA from Phalaenopsis equestris, 1326 nucleotides. RefSeq names its product 1-aminocyclopropane-1-carboxylate oxidase homolog 1-like. The transcript is spliced from 3 exons. The record is from RefSeq and is a predicted model, not a curated record. NCBI's taxonomy places the organism in Eukaryota, Viridiplantae, Streptophyta, Magnoliopsida, Asparagales, Orchidaceae. The coding region runs from base 44 to 1120 and encodes 358 amino acids.